GCAUAUGCUGUAGUAGAUACCGGAGUUGAAAUUUCUGGGCACUCAGAGUGUUAGCUUUUAAAUACUCGACCAAUACUCUCUUCUGUCUCUCCAUCCCCAACAAAAUCAUCUCCUCCACUUCUCUCCCUCCUUCAUCACCAAUUAACUCAACAACCAGGUGGUCCCUGGAGGGAGACAAUUACGAAAUUUUAAGAAUGGCAGGACAGCUAGGAGUGCUUAAUGCACUGGAUGUAGCCAAGACGCAAUGGUACCAUUUCACGGCCAUCGUCAUUGCCGGAAUGGGUUUCUUCACCGACGCAUACGAUCUCUUCUGCAUCUCCCUCGUCACCAAACUCCUUGGCCGCAUAUAUUACCACAAGGACGGUGCGCCAAAACCAGGCACCUUACCUCCAAAUGUCUCAGCCGCCGUCACUGGCGUGGCCUUUUGUGGAACUCUAGCCGGCCAGCUCUUCUUCGGCUGGUUAGGUGACAAAAUGGGACGCAAGAAAGUUUAUGGCAUUACCCUUAUUCUCAUGGUUGUAUGCUCUCUUGCUUCCGGACUUUCCUUUGGGAGCUCUGCAAAGGGUGUCAUGGCCACUCUCUGUUUCUUCAGGUUCUGGUUAGGUUUCGGCAUUGGUGGCGACUACCCUCUUUCCGCUACCAUCAUGUCUGAAUAUGCCAACAAGAAGACUCGAGGAGCGUUUAUAUCUGCCGUUUUUGCCAUGCAAGGGUUUGGGAUUUUGGCUGGUGGGAUUGUGGCUCUCAUCGUCUCAGCUUCCUUUGAUCAUGCUUUCAAAGCACCAACCUACGAGCAAGACCCUAUAAAAUCGACUGUGCCUGAAGCUGAUUUUCUCUGGCGUAUAGUUCUCAUGUUUGGUGCUAUCCCUGCGGCUUUGACUUAUUACUGGCGAAUGAAAAUGCCGGAAACUGCCCGUUAUACAGCUCUCGUUGCUAAAAAUGCCAAACAAGCAGCUGCAGAUAUGUCCAAAGUCUUGAAUGUUGAUCUUGAAGCGGAGGAAGAAAAAGUAGCCAAGAUAACUAUAGAUCCAAAAAACUCUUAUGGAUUAUUCACUAGACAAUUCUUGAAGAGACAUGGGCUUCACUUGCUUGGCACCACGUCAACCUGGUUCUUGCUUGACAUUGCAUUUUACAGCCAAAAUCUUUUCCAGAAAGAUAUCUUCACCGGCAUCGGUUGGAUUCCUCCGGCAGCCACCAUGAACGCUGUUCAUGAAGUUUACAAGAUUGCAAAGGCACAAACUCUAAUUGCCCUUUGCAGUACCGUACCCGGAUACUGGUUCACCGUGGCUUUUAUAGAUAUCAUAGGAAGAUUCACGAUUCAAUUGAUGGGUUUCUUCUUCAUGUCAGUUUUCAUGUUUGCCCUGGCUAUACCAUACAAACACUGGACAGAGAAAGAAAAUAGAAUUGGGUUUGUCGCAAUGUACUCGUUGACCUUCUUCUUUGCCAAUUUCGGACCCAAUGCUACCACAUUUGUUGUGCCGGCGGAAAUUUUUCCGGCAAGGAUCCGGUCAACUUGCCACGGGAUAUCGGCGGCCGCCGGGAAGGCUGGGGCCAUUGUGGGUGCGUUUGGUUUCUUGUACGCUGCGCAGAGCAAGGACCCAACAAAGACAGAAGCCGGUUACCCUCCUGGGAUUGGGAUUAAGAACUCCCUCAUCAUGCUGGGUUGUAUCAAUCUGGCCGGCAUGUUAUUUACUCUGUUGGUGCCGGAAUCCAAGGGUAAAUCACUUGAAGAGUUGACUGGUGAGAAUGAAGAAGUCAAUGAGGAGACCCAGAAGGAGGAAGCUCCUAACAGGACAGUUCCUGUUUGACUUUUGACAAACCCUACAUACUGCUCAUUAUCUACUGCUUCUUCUUUCGAGUUUUAAUUGUCACAAAUUCAUCCUCUUCCAAUACUUUGGUGUUAUGUGUUCAUAUAUAUAUAUAUAUAUAAUGUGAGACUAAUUUCUUAUAUAU
Messenger RNA from Carica papaya (papaya), 1950 nucleotides. NCBI's taxonomy places the organism in Eukaryota, Viridiplantae, Streptophyta, Magnoliopsida, Brassicales, Caricaceae. The record is from RefSeq and is a predicted model, not a curated record.